This is a messenger RNA of Leguminivora glycinivorella, 5138 nucleotides long. RefSeq names its product sialin. Lineage: Eukaryota; Metazoa; Arthropoda; Insecta; Lepidoptera; Tortricidae. Gene Ontology annotation, biological process: monoatomic anion transport; transmembrane transport. The coding region runs from base 193 to 1659 and encodes 488 amino acids. Gene Ontology annotation, cellular component: plasma membrane. Gene Ontology annotation, molecular function: transmembrane transporter activity. The record is from RefSeq and is a predicted model, not a curated record. The transcript is spliced from 12 exons.
UCUGCGCUUGUCGGUGAAGGGUGUGCGUGCUUCUCGGCUCUAGAAUUUUCGUAUUUCGUUUUAAAGUUAAGAUUUAAGUUAUAUUCGCUAUAUUAAAGUUUAUUUGAGUGAUCGCUUUUAAGUGUUGUAAAGUUAAGUGUGUUAAUUCAUCGUAGUGUUUUUUAAAGAUCCUAAACUCAUUCCAAAGACAGCAUGUCUAAAACAGAGAAGUCAUUUCCGAGAAACUUCACAGGAUGUCUAACAUGCGUUCAAGUGUUAAACAUUAUGGUGCUCCUCGGCUUCAUGCUGAACUACGCGCUACGAGUGAACCUGACCAUCGCCAUCGUCGAAAUGAUCUUACCGACCGCCAACGCUACCAAUGUGACCGACACGGCCAAUGUUACAGACAUGUUCAAUGUCACUGAGCAUCCACACAGAGAGCAGACCCGUUACCAAUGGGACACGACGCAGAAGAACAUGCUGCUCGGUUGCUUCUUCUGGGGCUACGUGCUGACAGAACUACCAGGAGGGCGGCUUGCUGAAAUCAUUGGGGCAAGACGAGUGUUCGGCUACAGCACCCUACUAGCCAGCAUCCUCACUCUCCUGAGCCCUGGCGCUGCUGCUGCAGGCUUCGGAUGGAUUGUUGCCCUUCGAGUACUCCUGGGCUUUUUACUGGGAGCUACAUGGCCCGCCAUCCUGCCUAUGGUUUCGAAGUGGAUCCCGCCAAUGGACAGAUCCAAGUUUAUGUCUAAUAUGAUGGCGUCGUCUUUGGGUGCUGCCAUGACUAUGCCGAUUUGCGGGUUUCUCAUCGCUCAUCUUGGGUGGGAAUCUUCCUUCUAUUUCACUGGGAUAAUCGGGCUGAUGUGGUCUCUGGCGUGGUUCGCUGUUGUAUACGACUCUCCCGCCGAACAUCCCCGCAUCUCAGACACUGAGAGAAACUACCUCUUGAAGGUUCUUCCUCAAGACGACAAUGCGAAGAAAGGACACCAGCCCGUCCCCUGGUGCCAGAUGCUGACCUCCCCUCCCGUCUGGGCCAUCAUCAUCACCCACGGCUGCUCGGUCUUCGGAUACUUCACCGUCGUCAACCAACUACCCACUUACAUCGAGAGCAUUCUGCACUACAGCAUCAAACACAAUGGCCUGCUAUCCUCCCUGCCCUACCUGGGCAAAUAUCUAUGCGCGCUCGCUUCAUCCGUGCUGGCAGACAGUCUUCGCCGAAGCGGCAGGCUAUCCACAACAUCAGCCAGGAAGCUGUUCACCGGCUUCGCUGUUGGACUACCCGGGGUCCUAAUGGUUGCCCAAGCUUUCUUCGGCCACGACCGAGUAUGGUCAGUUGCCAUCUUCACCAUCGCUCUCACCAUCAACGGAGCGGUGACCGCCGGUUAUCUCGGGAAUGGGCUUGACAUCGCUCCAAACUUCAGUGGAACCAUUUUCGGGAUGGCGAACACGUUGUCAUCCCUCGGAGGAUGGCUGUCUACCUUCAUGGUCGGAGAACUUACCAAAGAACAUAACACGUACGCGCAAUGGCAGAUAGUAUUCUUCAUCCUCGCGGGCGUGUACGUAGUAGGUGCUCUCAGUUUCAUCAUUUUUGGCUCCGGAGAGCUCCAGCCCUGGAACGCGCGCCAGCAAAUAAAGGAGCAGGAACCUCUGAAUGAUACGGAGAAAGCUGAGAAAGCGUGAGGCGUAAAUUCUUAUUAAAAAAAAAAAGUUGUAUAUCUCACACACUGAAAUGAUAGUCCAAUUGGUCAAUUUACUGUAUUUUGGUCCAAUUUUGUGAGUCGUUUUCGCAUUUGGGAUGUGAAACAAAUCAGGUUUUUUAGCGAGACAGUGGUUGCAGUGAAUCCGAAACUUGAAAUCAUCUAAGACGGGCGCAUUAAUGAUUAGGUCUGAACCUGGUUUUGGAAGUCGAUUUAUCAGCAAGGAACACUAAAAACCACUUAUUAUUAGUAAAUGCAACUCUUUUAUAUUUGCAAAAAUAAUACUUACCUUAAUUUCCAAUUGUAUCUUGGUUUUAGUAAUUCAUAGACCACUUUUUCGCUAAGACACUUAAUGGCAUUAAAGGGAUUAUUUUUGAAAUCAAUAAUUUAAUCAAAAAAGUUACAUUCAUGUUAAUACUUUACAUUUUAUUAGUCUGAAUACUUUUUUUGCAAUUACGUAGUUUACUUCAAACUUUUAACAAAAUAAAAAAUAGUCCUAUUAAAUAACUCAUUAUUUACUAUGUUAGCAAUCAUUUUAUAUGUGUUUUUGUAAUAAUCUCUUUAAUUCUAAAGCUUAAAAGAAUCGUUUAAAGUGAAGUUUUGUUUUAACACUUUUAGAACGGGAAUUCUCUUUAAACGUAUUCAAAUUUUGAUUAUAUUUUGUCAAAUCAAAAUAUUCGAUCGAUUAAAAUCAAGCGUAAGAAAAUGUUCUCACCAUUACAAAAAUGGCCAUUGAACCAUUGAUUGCAAAGAUGGUAGCAACAUUUUCUGAGCUGAAUGAGAAAAAAGGAAAAACUCAAAAAAAGGCUGUUAAGUAUAAGAAUGUGAUGUAUUUAUUUACUUCCCGGCUAGCGCGGUGAACUACGCAUGCUUAGUCCUUUAUGCGACCAACACACUGUCAAUAUUACUGUCAAUAUUUAUUGCAAAAUAGGCACUGAAAAAUACCUACUCCUUAAAUUACAUGGUCCAUAGUUUUUUAAGAUGAACUCGAUUUAAAAAAAAAAGUCUUAAGUAACUACUGGGCCAAAUAAAAACAUCGAUCCAUCUUACUUAUAGUAUAAUACUAUUCUAAAUUACAUUUAACUUGUGAUCUAGCAUGAACAGUUGAAGACUAUUUUUUUUUCGAAGUGUUUGGUCGCUUAGAGGACAUUCGUUCAUAUGGAACCCGACUCAUUGUAAAAAUGAUUAUUUAAAUAGUUAGCUAAGGCACGAACAAGUAGUAUACAUAUUUGCCCUAAUACGCAUUACCCUAUUCGAUGUAUCAUGGUAAAAAAAGUACUAAAGUCGUAGAAGUUAGAAUUUUCUUUAAACUAUAGACAUCAUUUGGCGUGAAAAAUUGUUCAAAUAUUGAAAACCUACAACCAUUACAUUUCGUCACUACUUUGAAAAGAAAAAGUAUCUUCAAUCAAUGAAAAGACAAGUGUAGUAACUACGUAUAAGAUACUUUGAGUAUAAUCGAGUUCAUAAAUAUGUGUACAUUUCUUCACCUUAACUCUAUGCAAGGUAGGUGCGUUACGUUGCGUACCUACCUUGGUGGUAUAAAGGUAUGUUACGUAUUUAUAAACUCGACCUAGCAUUAUACGAGAUUUUUCAAAGUAGUGACGAUUUGCAAUACUUGUCAAGAGUCUAUGAAAUAAAACUUAAUUUUUCAUGAUAUAUCGUAUAUUAGUAGGUUUUGCAAACUUAGUUCUGUAAUAGCAGUUUUCUAUUUUUAACUGAUUUAAUUUUGACACGUCAAAAUGAACUGAUAGGUUAAAAGGAAGCUGUGGGGACCAAACGGGGCGAACUAUGUGCUUGCGUACGGAUAAUAAGUAUUUUGUAUAUUAACUAUUAUUUAUUUAGCUGCAUCCUGUAAGUUCAUAGUUAAUGUGGUGUAACUGAGCUUGCUAGCAUUUAUAUGUGUUAUUUAAACAUAGAAAAAUUAUGUGAAAUAUUAUUUUUUACAGAACGUUUGUCAAUGUUAUUUGUGGAACUUUUUAUUUCACACUAGUUUGGCAUUCUAAAGCUCGAAUAUAUAUGCAAUUAUUCGAAAUAAUUAUUGAUAACAGCCCGACAAAAAAGUUAAAAUUAAAAAGCGUAACAUCACAGUGUCGUAACUCUUUUGGAAAGGACCUACGAUGUUGCCAUUUUUUAAUUUCCACUUUUUUUGUCAGGCUGUACUCAUCUUGCAAAAUUUUCUCUCUCUUGAAUUUUUAAUCUUAUUAGUUAUGUAGAAAACGAGCAACAAAUGUUUUACCAAUGCAAAAAGCACCGUUGGUCGUUUUCUACAGAACCACGGUAAUUUCUCUUCAGCAAGCAAGCCCCCAGUUACACUGUCCAUAGACAAGUCUCGUUACUUUUACCGUAAGACGUAGAUUUAAGAUUAAGCCAUGUUUGAACUAGCUUUAUUACAAGGGAAGAUGCAUUGCGUUUGCAUUUCUACAGCUGUGAUAAAGAGGUUUGUCUAUGGCAUAUUUUUUCUCUAGAAUAUUCUAUAUUGAGGGUGGAGGUAAGGAGAACAUUGUAAGAAAAAAGUGACCGUCAAAUAUGUUCAAUAGGUGGCUUCACAGUAUCUAGAAUAAUGAUGACAUGACAGUGUGCUUCACUCUGUCAAUAACUAAGUUCAUUUCUGGCUUUCCACCUGAGAACUUUAUGUUUUAUCUGCAAUAAUAAUCAUUUAUCGUAUUUGAAGCAUAAGUUUUCCUAUGUUAGUGGACUCUGGAGACAUUUAGAACUGUUAUUUAUAUUCCAUUUGCAACUUUUCUUAUUUAAGACGUAUUUCUCCUUACUUCUACCUUCCAUAAUUUUGUGCGGUCUCUACUAUGAACGGACUGUUUAAUCGGUUUUGUGACGGCUACAAGCAGUUCCUAAAUUACGAACAGUAUUUGGAUAUGGUUUAGUCGAAUUUUAUUUUUCGAAUGUCUUCUCCAUAGACAAGAUUCAUCCUUCCAACUGUUGCAGGGUAAAUAAAUCCAUAGAGUACAUUAAACACAAAAUAGUUUUAAUAGUAGGUAUUUUAUAUUUUGUCUAUGGAGAUAUGUAGUUGUUUUUAAUUUUAAGAAUUUCUCUUUUGUAACUAAUUUAAUAGUUUGUAUUUGUAAAAACUCGUUUGAAUUUUGUUUUAAGAUAUAAUACUGAAUCGUACCAUUUUUAAACAUAUACAUUUCAUCCAGUUUUAUGGACAUUUUUAACAAUUUUAAUAUUUACAUAUUCCUAACAUUUUCAAAUGUUGUAGGAAAUUAGUAUUUAUAUAAAAUUCCAUUUCUUAUUAUUUUAUUCGAAUAUGACAUGAAUGUUUGGCAAUAAUUCAAUAUGUAUUAUUGUAUGUUUGUAUGUCUGUGACGACUUCGGUUGAAUGAGCACGCUGCAAGUAUUUAUCAUAUUAGUGCAUGUGGAAGAUUCUGAAUACUUAUUGUUUUGUCUUUUAUGACAGCUAUGUAAUGUCAGCCAGUUUAUUUGAAAAUAAAAGUUCAUAUAAAAUGA